Molecule: messenger RNA, 1659 nt
Organism: Carassius auratus (goldfish)
Lineage: Eukaryota; Metazoa; Chordata; Actinopteri; Cypriniformes; Cyprinidae
Product: serine hydrolase-like protein
Exons: 13
Coding region: 249-1232 (327 amino acids)
Cellular component (GO): membrane
Source: RefSeq, a predicted model, not a curated record
UCAAAUUUAAAAUAAAAUAAAAAAAUCUUUUUUUGAUUGUUUUAUUUAUUUUCGAGAUGCAUUUUUCGGGAAAUAAACAUUCAGCGGCGAAGACAUCAUUUAAAAGUCACUGGAUAGUCUGCGCUUUGCUCAGUCACAGUGCGAGAAGUACUUGUGAACAGUGAACUAGAAGAGCAGGCGAUAAUAAAUAUCCCUUGACUUUAUCCUGAUCUUGUAAGGGGGGUUGAACUGCACUCCAGGGUGUGAGAAUGCUGCCUGCCUUCACGAGCCUCAGACACUUAGCCACAAACAGAAUGAGGAGAGCAGCGUCUGAGUUCAGAAUGACUGUCCCGUGGGGAGAGAUAAGAGGUCAGGUUUGGGGUCCUUCUAAUGGCCGUCCCGUGCUGUGCUUGCACGGUUGGGCUGACAACUGUGGGACGUUCAAUUCCCUGAUUCCAUUGCUUCCCAAAGACUGGAGAUUCGUAGCCAUUGACUUUCCAGGUCAUGGUCUCUCAUCUCACAGGCCUGAUGGAUGCUUUUACAACUUCCCUUUGUAUGCAGCAGACGUGCGGCGAGUUGUAGAAGCUCUUCAGUGGAAAAGGUUCUCUAUCAUGGGACAUAGUAUGGGUGGGAAUGUGGCAGGAACAUUUAGUGCCUUGUACCCAGAGAUGAUUGAUGCCGUAGUUCUUCUGGAUACUUAUGGAUUCCUCCCAACACAAGUGACUGACAUUUUUAAGAACUUGAGGAAAGGGAUCACUGAUCAAAUCCAGUAUGACAACAAGACGGAGGAGAGGAAAGAGAGGGUCUACACAUAUGAGAAAGCCAAAGAAAGGCUGAAAGCUGCAAACCCCUCCCUCUCCGAUCAGUCUGCAGAUAUUCUGUUAGAGCGAGCGAUCAGAGAAGUUGAGGGAGGAUUUGUAUUCACCAGAGAUUUCAGGAUCAACCUGAAAAACACUGUGAGUUAUAAUAUGGAACAAUGCCUCCACAUGAUGUCACAAGUUAAAGCCCCAGUGAUGAUACUGCUGGCAAAAGACGGCCUCUUCAAAACCUUUGCUCUACCUGAUGGAUAUGUUGAUUUGAUUCUGAAGAGCUGGGCCAAUCAAAAAGCCACCAUUGUUAAUGUAGAAGGGGAUCAUCAUAUUCACCUCAACAAACCUGAGUCCAUGGCCUCCAUAAUCACUGAUUUUCUUCAGUCACACAGUCCAGUCAAACCACAGAGUGAAUCUAACAAUAACCAGUCUUCCAAAUUAUAGCACACACACAGGCUGAUCCAAAUAACGAAGCAAGUCUGUGCUGAUUCAAAAUACUCACACCAUUCACUCUAACCAUCACAAACCUAAAUUAGUUUUAUUAGAAGACGUUCAGAUUCAGAACAUUUCUGGUGUAUUGGACCAUCCGUUUGUCUUCCAUUUUUAACGAGGUUUAGUCUUUGAGUAUAUGGUAUUUUUGGAGAUGUGGGCCAUGUUAUAUUGGCAAAAUACAAAUGCUGCUGACAAACAUUGAUUAUAGGAUAAAAAAAGAAAAAAGAAAAAAGGUUUAGUCCUGGCUGAGUGUAUGUGAUGCACAUAAAAGGUUUUUGGAAACGCCUGUUAAUGUUAAUAAGUAUUAACUAAAACAUCUGUUCAUAUUUACUUUUGUAAGCCAAACUAAAGAUUAAAGUCUAUAAUUAAAUUUGUGUAA